AUGGCUGCGGUGAUUAACGAAAUGCCUAAAAGAAAGAAAGAGCAACAUCAUGAUGAUGUUGAUGAUGACAAUGACUCAUUGUCGACACCUAAUAAUAAGAAACGUCGUCGUGUAGUUUGGUCUCAUGAUCUCCAUGCAAAGUUUGUUGAUGCUGUUAAACUUAUUGACAUUUCAAAUUCAAAGGUUGUUCCGAGUAAAAUAGUUUCUUUAAUGAAUGUUGAUGGAAUUACUACCGCUCAUGUCGCUAGCCAUCUCCAGAGAUACAGACUUCGUAACAAAGAGGCUACACAUGAAGCUGAUAGAGAUAGGGUUCCUUCAACAAAGAUUCUUCAGCCUACUGAUCAAUCUCAAAACAUCACCAACAGCUCCUUUAACAAAAAGCAUGUCCAUCAAUCUCACACACAAAUGUACUCUCCAUCUGGUUUCAACAUGAGUGGAGAUACUCCCUCAACACUAAUUCAAUCUCAAUAUAUCAACAACCAUCCACCGCCAUCCACUUUUCCUACAUAUCAUUACACCUCUAGUCUUCCAACUCCACUUGGAUUUCCAACAACCUUCCACGACUUCCAUGGAUCAUCUGCUUCUUCAACACUCAUUCAACCUAUUCAAUCUCAACCUAUCAACAACACCUCGCCAAUCAUCCAUCCACCACCAUCCACAUUUCCUAUAUAUCAUCACACCUCUACUUUUCCAACUCUUGUUAACCAAUCUACAACAUCCCACUUCCAUGACAUUAGGGCUACUAACUCCCCUUUUGUUGGACCUUCUUCAAAAACCACAAGCAUUUCAGAUUAUGAAGAUCUGAGAAGGGAACCUCAGCUACUUCCGUUUCCCCACAAUUCUUUGCCAGUGUUGGAGUCUCACAAAACAAGUCAAAAUAGUCAAAUGAAUUCACAGCAUGCACAUAAUGUAGAGCCAAUUAUUGUUGGAUCAUCUGCUUCUUUGGAAGACACAAACAAUAAUCUGUGGAAUGAUGAUACUUUUAUUGACUUUUCGGUUGAAGAAACUGAUCCUCAGACUUUAGAGGACAUUAGAAAGAUGGGGGAAGGCAUAGAAGAUGAUGAUCUCCUUAACUCUUGGAAGCGCUUUCUAGAAAUGGAAUAA
This is a messenger RNA of Vicia villosa (hairy vetch), 1104 nucleotides long. RefSeq names its product two-component response regulator ORR24-like. The coding region runs from base 1 to 1104 and encodes 367 amino acids. Gene Ontology annotation, molecular function: DNA-binding transcription factor activity; DNA binding. Gene Ontology annotation, biological process: regulation of DNA-templated transcription. The record is from RefSeq and is a predicted model, not a curated record. The transcript is spliced from 2 exons. Lineage: Eukaryota; Viridiplantae; Streptophyta; Magnoliopsida; Fabales; Fabaceae.